Carya illinoinensis is the source of this 2446-nucleotide messenger RNA. RefSeq names its product probable pectin methyltransferase QUA3. NCBI's taxonomy places the organism in Eukaryota, Viridiplantae, Streptophyta, Magnoliopsida, Fagales, Juglandaceae. The transcript is spliced from 7 exons. Gene Ontology annotation, molecular function: methyltransferase activity. The record is from RefSeq and is a predicted model, not a curated record. Bases 290 to 2116 code for a protein of 608 amino acids. Gene Ontology annotation, cellular component: cytoplasm; endosome; trans-Golgi network.
UGCUGGACUGCAAAGUUGCAUACUUUAAUGCCAAUUUCCUUUCCCAUUUCCAUCGCUUCGUCUACGAACAACAAUUGUCUCUCUCUGUAAAUUUUUUUUUUUUUUAAAUCCAAAAAAAAACUUUCCACCCGACAGAUAUUCUGCAGUCCGGCGGCGGCCAUUGUCUGUUCUCCUCUGCUCCAUCUUAUUAUAUUAAAAAAAAAAAAAAUACUUGGAGUUUCUCUCUCUCUGUGAUCUUCUGUUCAACCAUAAAUACACCCAAAAUUAGCAAAUAACUGAGAACCCAGAUAUGCCCAUCUCAUCCGAUUCAAGAAAAGAUACGGCUCACCUGAAUUUUCCCACGUCGAGGCGAUUUCCACGGCAAUGGCGGCUCUUGGACCUUGUUUCUGCGGCCUUCUUCGGCUUUGUCUUACUCUUCUUCCUCCUCGUCUUCUCUCCCCUCGGUGACUCUCUUGCUGCUUCCGGUCGCCAGGCGCUCCUCGUCUCCACCGCCGAUCCACGUCAGCGUCAUCGCCUCGUGGCGGUGUUGGAGCUCGGGGCCCAGUCUGCCACCAUUGAGGCCUGCUCCGCUGAGUCCGCGGACCACAUGCCCUGUGAGGAUCCCCGGCGAAAUAGCCAGUUGAGCCGGGAAAUGAAUUUCUACAGGGAGCGGCAUUGCCCGCUGCCCGAUGAGACGCCGCUUUGUCUGAUCCCACCGCCCGAUGGGUACAAGAUUCCGGUGCAGUGGCCCGAGAGCUUGCACAAGAUAUGGCACAGCAACAUGCCACACAACAAAAUUGCGGAUAGGAAAGGUCAUCAGGGAUGGAUGAAGAGGGAAGGUCCAUACUUCAUUUUCCCUGGUGGAGGCACGAUGUUCCCAGAUGGUGCAGUACAGUAUAUUGAAAAGCUUGGACAGUACGUCCCUAUAAGUGGUGGCAUUCUAAGAACCGCUCUCGAUAUGGGUUGUGGGGUGGCCAGUUUUGGGGGAUAUCUGCUAGCUGAAGACAUCUUAACUAUGUCGUUUGCACCGAGAGAUUCACAUAAAGCCCAAAUACAAUUUGCACUGGAGAGAGGGAUUCCAGCUUUUGUUGCCAUGCUUGGAACUCGCAGACUCCCAUUUCCUGCAUUCUCAUUUGACUUGGUUCAUUGUUCUCGAUGUUUAAUCCCAUUUACUGCUUACAAUGCAACAUAUUUCAUCGAAGUGGAUAGGUUGCUUCGACCAGGAGGAUAUCUGAUUAUCUCUGGCCCCCCUGUACAAUGGCCUAAUCAAGACAAGGAAUGGGCAGAUCUGCAGGGUGUGGCUAGAGCAUUGUGCUAUGAGCUCAUUGCUGUGGAUGGAAACACUGUUAUCUGGAAAAAGCCAGUGGGUGAUUCAUGUCUCCCCAACCAAAAUGAAUUUGGCCUCGAAUUGUGUGAUGAAGCAGAUGACCCAAGUUAUGCAUGGUACUUCAAAUUGAGAAAAUGUGUAAGUAGGACCUCUUCUGUAAAAGGAGAACUUGCUGUUGGGACAAUUGCAAAGUGGCCAGAAAGGCUAACAAAAAUUCCUUCAAGAGCAAGCCUCGUGAAAAACGGCAUGGAUGUGUUUGAGGCUGACACUCGGCGGUGGGCUAGAAGAGUUGCUUACUACAAAAACUCAUUAAACCUAAAGCUUGGAACUUCAGCUAUACGCAACAUCAUAGACAUGAAUGCAUUUUUUGGAGGCUUUGCAGCAGCCCUAAAGUCUGACCAUAUGUGGCUAAUGAAUGUGGUUCCUGUUCACAAACCACCUACUUUGGCUGCAAUUUAUGACAGAGGCCUUAUUGGGGUCUACCAUGAUUGGUGUGAGCCUUUCUCAACAUAUCCUAGGACCUAUGAUCUCAUUCAUGUAACCGGCAUUGAGUUGCUUAUAAAAGAUUCGGGUUCGGGCAAGAACAGGUGUAACCUUGUGGAUUUGAUGGUAGAGAUGGAUCGAAUUUUACGUCCAGAGGGAACAGUUGUGGUUAGAGAUUCCCCUGAAGCUAUUGAUAAAGUAGGUCGCCUAGCUCAUGCCGUGAGAUGGACAGCUACCAUUCAUGAGAAAGAACCUGAAGCACAUGGGAGAGAGAAAAUACUUGUUGCAACCAAAAACUUUUGGACGCUAUCUUCAGCAUCCAACUGACACCAGCCGGUACGUUCAUUGUAAUGUAGCUAUUCUUUAUCCUCUCCUUCUUAUCCUUACUCCAAACCAAGGUGUCAUCUCAAUGCAUCAAACGAAUGCAGUUUUCUUUCUUCGUUCCCUUAUCUGAUAAGUUCAUAUUAGGAUAAAGUAUGAGUUAAUGGAGGUAAGUUCAAGGAUGGGAAGGCAUGCAGAUUUACUUGAGAAUGAAUAUACAUGCUGCUGGGAAAUUACAUGUCCAGUUAGUUGUCCCCAUUCAUUGUAAUUUCAUGUAGUUAUUUAUUGUCAACGAUUUAAUGAUUCUGCAUUGCUCUCCUUGGUAGGAUUGUCUUC